AUGCACCGCCGCGGAGGCGCCCGCCACGUCGUCUCCGCGACGACGACGCCGUCGAACGCCCCCGCGACGACCGCGUCCGACUCGAUCAGAGCGAAAGCGUCGAAGACCGCGGCCGCGCUGAUGCUCUCCGCGGCGAUCGCGCUGUCGCACCCGUCCACCGCGCACGCGCUCGGCGGCGGGUUCAAGAGCAACAACGACGUGUACGCGCAGAUGAUGAAAGAGAUGGAGGAGCAGAGGAAAGCCGAAGGCACGAAGACGCUCAGCGCGGCGGACAUGUACGACGAACAGGGCGGCGCGUGCGGCGAGGGGUACGAGCUCGUCGUGAGGAAAGUCCUCGGCGCGUCCUGCGAGUGCGUCGCGGACUCGUGCAAGGAUGGCGCGGCGGAAGGGUCGAGGGAGGUGCGGACGGAAGCGGAGCGGAGCUUCGGGAAGCAAGAAGACGCGCCCGAGGCUGGAAGCUCCGGGAUCGUCUUCACGUUUCAAAACAAAGAGUGA
Micromonas pusilla CCMP1545 is the source of this 495-nucleotide messenger RNA. RefSeq lists its product as uncharacterized. The record is from RefSeq and is a predicted model, not a curated record. The transcript has a single exon. The coding region runs from base 1 to 495 and encodes 164 amino acids. Lineage: Eukaryota; Viridiplantae; Chlorophyta; Mamiellophyceae; Mamiellales; Mamiellaceae.